GAAAUCGCCAGCACGCAGCGACCAGCGCAAGUGUAAAAUCUCUCGCGUUUUCCCUCUCAACUAAGAACAUCCCGCAUCUUUCUCCGCCUCAAGCUUACACGAUCCACACACACACACUAACAUCAACAUCCUACAACAACAUGACGAACUUUCCACCAGAGACAGCUCUGCAGAUAAGCAAACCCCCCUCUCAGCAGAUACAGCACCUUCCCACCUCUCAGCUCAAGACCAAAGCCAAUACACAUGAGCCCUGGCGCCGCGACCCCAAUGGGACAUCCAACCUCGGCGCCGACGGAGUCUUACGGUCACUAAACGCCAAUCGCACUCUUGUUCUAGACUACCGUCGACUGACACCUGAGGAAGUCAAGGAAUAUGCGACGCCAUUCGGUCAGGAAGCUUUGGAUGCACUUGUGGGUGUCGAUGGUCGUGAUGUUGUUGAUGAGGCUGUGUUGUGGGCUGUUCCCGAGGGACAGAAAAGACAGACAGAGUCGAGGAAUGAGACGCUGGUCAAAGUGAGACAAUAAACCUAU
Messenger RNA from Aureobasidium subglaciale EXF-2481, 530 nucleotides. RefSeq lists its product as uncharacterized. The transcript has a single exon. Lineage: Eukaryota; Fungi; Ascomycota; Dothideomycetes; Dothideales; Saccotheciaceae. Bases 141 to 524 code for a protein of 127 amino acids. The record is from RefSeq and is a predicted model, not a curated record.